GCCGCGGACCCAAGAUGGCGGCGUGUGGACGUGUACGGAGAAUGUUCCGCUUGUCGGCGGCGCUGCAGCUGCUGCUGCUAGCGGCGGCCGGGGCCGAGAAACUCACUGGCCAGGGCGGCCACAACCAAGGCCAAGGCCUGGCCGCCAACUUUGUGCCUUUCCUAGGGCAGGCUGCAGGCGGCGGCCCGGUGGGUCAGCAGCCGCCCCAGUUGCCUCAGUCAUCGCAGCUCCAGCAGCAGCAGCAACAGCAACAGCAGCAACAGCAGCAGCAGCAGCAGCAGCAGCCUCAGCCGCCUUUCCCCGCGGGUGGGCCUCCAGCCCGUCGGGGCGGAGCGGGGCCCGGCGGGGCUGGCGGGGGCUGGAAACUGGCGGAGGAAGAGUCCUGCAGGGAGGACGUGACCCGUGUGUGCCCCAAGCACACCUGGAGCAACAACCUGGCGGUGCUCGAAUGUCUGCAGGACGUGAGGGAGCCUGAAAAUGAAAUUUCUUCAGACUGCAAUCAUUUAUUGUGGAAUUACAAGCUGAACCUGACUACUGAUCCCAAGUUUGAGUCUGUGGCCAGAGAGGUUUGCAAAUCAACCAUAUCGGAGAUUAAAGAAUGUGCGGAUGAACCAGUUGGAAAAGGUUACAUGGUUUCCUGCUUGGUGGAUCACCGAGGCAACAUCACUGAGUACCAGUGUCACCAAUACAUUACCAAGAUGACGGCCAUCAUUUUCAGUGAUUACCGUUUAAUCUGUGGUUUUAUGGAUGACUGCAAAAAUGACAUCAACAUUCUGAAAUGUGGCAGCAUUAGGCUUGGCGAAAAGGAUGCACAUUCUCAAGGUGAGGUGGUAUCAUGCUUGGAGAAAGGCCUGGUGAAGGAAGCAGAAGAAAAGGAACCCAAGAUUCAAGUCUCUGAACUCUGUAAGAAAGCCAUUCUCCGGGUGGCUGAGCUGUCCUCGGAUGACUUUCAUUUAGACCGGCAUUUGUAUUUUGCUUGCAGAGAUGAUCGGGAGCGUUUUUGUGAAAAUACACAAGCUGGUGAAGGCAGAGUGUAUAAGUGCCUCUUUAACCAUAAAUUUGAAGAAUCCAUGAGUGAAAAGUGUCGAGAAGCACUGACAACCCGACAAAAGCUGAUUGCCCAGGAUUAUAAAGUCAGUUAUUCAUUGGCCAAAUCCUGUAAGAGCGACUUGAAGAAAUAUCGGUGCAAUGUGGAAAACCUUCCUCGAUCCCGGGAAGCCAGGCUCUCCUACCUUCUGAUGUGCCUAGAGUCAGCUGUACACAGAGGGCGACAAGUCAGCAGUGAGUGCCAAGGGGAGAUGUUAGAUUACCGACGCAUGCUGAUGGAAGACUUCUCUUUGAGCCCUGAGAUCAUCCUGAGCUGUCGAGGGGAGAUUGAGCACCACUGUUCUGGAUUACAUCGGAAAGGGCGAACCCUGCACUGUCUAAUGAAAGUUGUUCGGGGGGAGAAGGGGAACCUUGGAAUGAACUGCCAGCAGGCGCUGCAAACACUGAUUCAGGAGACAGACCCUGGUGCAGAUUACCGCAUUGAUCGAGCUUUGAAUGAAGCUUGUGAAUCUGUAAUACAAACAGCCUGCAAACACAUACGAUCUGGAGACCCAAUGAUCCUUUCAUGCCUGAUGGAGCAUUUAUACACAGAGAAAAUGGUGGAAGAUUGUGAACACCGACUCUUAGAGCUGCAGUAUUUUAUCUCUCGGGAUUGGAAGCUGGAUCCUGUCCUCUACCGCAAGUGCCAGGGAGAUGCGUCUCGUCUUUGCCAUACCCAUGGUUGGAACGAGACCAGUGAACUUAUGCCUCCCGGAGCUGUGUUCUCUUGUUUAUACAGACAUGCUUACCGCACUGAGGAGCAGGGAAGGAGGCUCUCCCGGGAGUGCCGAGCUGAAGUCCAAAGGAUUCUACACCAACGUGCCAUGGAUGUUAAGCUGGAUCCUGCCCUCCAGGAUAAAUGCCUCAUAGAUCUGGGGAAAUGGUGUAGUGAGAAAACAGAGACCGGGCAGGAGCUUGAGUGCCUCCAGGACCAUCUGGAUGACUUGGCUGUGGAGUGCAGAGACAUAGUGGGCAACCUCACCGAGUUAGAGUCAGAGGAUAUUCAAAUAGAAGCUUUGCUGAUGCGAGCCUGCGAACCCAUAAUUCAGAACUUUUGCCAUGAUGUGGCAGAUAACCAGAUAGACUCUGGGGACCUGAUGGAGUGUCUGAUUCAGAACAAACACCAGAAGGAUAUGAACGAGAAAUGUGCCAUUGGAGUUACCCACUUUCAGCUGGUACAGAUGAAGGAUUUUCGGUUCUCUUACAAGUUCAAAAUGGCUUGCAAGGAAGAUGUGUUGAAACUUUGCCCCAACAUAAAAAAGAAGGUGGAUGUGGUAAUCUGCCUUAGCACCACUGUGCGCAAUGACACUCUGCAGGAAGCCAAGGAGCACAGAGUGUCCCUGAAGUGCCGUAAGCAGCUCCGUGUGGAGGAACUAGAGAUGACAGAGGACAUCCGGCUGGAGCCAGAUCUGUAUGAAGCCUGCAAGAGUGACAUCAAGAACUACUGUUCCACUGUGCAGUAUGGCAAUGCUCAGAUCAUUGAAUGUCUGAAAGAAAACAAGAAGCAGCUGAGUACCCGUUGCCACCAGAAAGUAUUUAAACUGCAGGAAACAGAGAUGAUGGACCCAGAACUAGACUACACACUCAUGCGAGUCUGCAAGCAGAUGAUAAAGAGGUUCUGUCCAGAAGCAGAUUCUAAAACCAUGUUACAGUGUUUGAAGCAAAAUAAAAACAGUGAAUUGAUGGAUCCCAAAUGCAAACAGAUGAUAACCAAGCGCCAGAUCACCCAGAACACAGAUUAUCGCUUAAAUCCUGUGCUAAGGAAAGCCUGUAAAGCUGACAUUCCUAAGUUCUGCCAUGGUAUCCUGACCAAGGCCAAGGAUGAUUCAGAGCUAGAAGGGCAAGUCAUCUCUUGCCUCAAGCUGCGAUAUGCUGACCAGCGCCUGUCUUCAGACUGUGAAGACCAGAUCCGCAUGAUCAUCCAGGAGUCUGCACUCGAUUACCGCCUCGACCCUCAGCUGCAGCUGCACUGCUCAGAUGAGAUUGCCAAUCUUUGUGCUGAAGAAGCAGCAGCCCAGGAGCAAACAGGUCAAGUGGAAGAGUGUCUCAAGGUCAACCUGCUCAAGAUCAAAACAGAAAUGUGUAAAAAGGAAGUGUUAAACAUGCUGAAGGAAAGCAAGGCAGACAUCUUUGUGGACCCAGUUCUUCACACAGCAUGUGCCCUGGACAUUAAACACCACUGUGCAGCCAUCACCCCUGGCCGUGGGCGUCAAAUGUCCUGCCUAAUGGAGGCCCUAGAGGAUAAGCGGGUGAGAUUACAGCCUGAGUGCAAAAAGCGCCUCAAUGACCGGAUUGAAAUGUGGAGUUAUGCUGCAAAGGUGGCCCCAGCAGACGGCUUCUCUGAUCUCGCCAUGCAAGUGAUGACCUCCCCAUCGAAGAACUACAUCCUCUCUGUAAUCAGUGGGAGCAUCUGUAUAUUGUUCCUGAUUGGCCUGAUGUGUGGACGGAUCACCAAGCGAGUGACACGAGAGCUCAAGGACAGGCUGCAAUACAGGUCAGAGACAAUGACCUAUAAAGAUUUAGCAAGGCCUCAGGAUGUGACUGACCAUCCAGCCUGACCUUUCUGCACGCUCCAGGUGAAUUUCCCAGACAAGCUCCUCCGUGCCUCUGCGUGAAGGGGUGUGGAAAGUGAUUACAUUAAAAGAUGGAGAUUUUCUCCGUUCUUUUUUCUGUCCAUUUGCUGUGUGUUCCCGCUAUAGUAGGCACUGGCUAAAUGUGGUCUUUUGGUGAUUCAUCAGCUUUCUGAAGCUUUAUGGGAACAACACUGCUGGCUGUUCUCCCUUGUUGCUCCAGCGUGGAGAUGCAGGUGUGGGGCAGAGGAGGAGGAGCCCAGGCGUCGAGGUUCGGCCAGGCUCUCCUUUGAUUGAGCUUGGGGCCUGGCGUCACUGUGGCUGUGUAGGAGGGCAGCAUGUACAGUAGGAGAUAUAUUUAUAUAAUAUAUAUUUUAUUAACCUGUUAGACGUCCACAAAGUAUUAUAAAUCACGUGCCUAAAACUGUCCACAUAGACCGAGGCCCCCUGGCAUUGCCCUUCCUCUUCCUGCCUCUCCUUCACACUGUUGAGUGCCGCGGUACCUGAGUGACAUUGUCUUCCCUGGAGUGUGUUCAGUGCAAGCCGUGUCAGUUGUGGAUCAGUCGAUCCAGAUUACUCCUUGUCUAACUGACUGACAUAACAUUGGAAUACUGUGGUUUUUAUCCUUUUUUUUUUUUCCCCUGUUUGCUGUCUUUCCUGGAGGGAAUGGGUUCCAGAAGUUGCUGUAAGUUCCCUGCUUAGAGUAAUACAAAUCUUCAGGGAGGCUGCUGAGCUGCUUUGUCCAGUCCCUCAGUCCGCCUCUUAGGGUCUUCUGAUUCUCAGCAGCUCUCCUGGGAGUCUUCAGUCUCGUGAUUCUUGCGACACCUACAAUGUAAGCAGCUGCCACCCCUACAUGCUGCCAACAAAGCUGAGUUGGUCAGAGGGUCCCUCCCUCUCUAGGAACUGGGGCUUGAUAUCCAGAACUGGGACCAUCCCAUGGGAACGCAGGUCUCCAGUGCACGUCAGCGUGGUUUGCAGGACAGGGAUUAGUAUUCACCAUUAGACUGGGGUGGGGAGUAUCAUUCCCAUACCUGCAGCUUCCUUCCCAAUAUAUGGAAAACAUCCUUGUGGUUCUAGUGCAUCUCAAUAUUCUUUGUGAACUGACAGAAAAUCCCAUUAAUUGUCUGCAGCAGAUUUGGAGGUCUGAUGAGUUUGGUUCUUUAAAUGUUUGUUAUUUUUAGAACUGUUCAGAAUAAGGCCAGGCAUGGUGGUAAAUACCCAUAAUCCCAUCUACUAGAAGGCUGAGGUGGGAGGAUCACAAGUUCAGGGGGCUAGCUGGAGCAGCUUAUCAAGACCCCAUCUCGAAAAUGGAAAGGGCUGCAGUGUAGCUCAGUGAUGGAGCACUUACCUAGCCUGUUUGAGUCCCUGAGUUCAAUCCCCAGUAGUGUUAAAAAAGAGAGAGAGAAAGAGUAACUCUGCUGGUGUCUUCGGCUGCUUGUUUCAAGGGAGUCUUCACCAUCCUCCUUGGAGUGGUUUUCUGUGCCUGGCUCUUGAGAGUCCCAUACCUAGUCUUGAGCAAGUUUUUCUAAGCCCAGGGAACCCAAUGCCAUCUGCAUUGGCAGCCUACUCACCCACUCUGCACUUCAUUUGGCCUAACAGCAAGUUGUAAGACACCCCGGGGUGCAUCAUGGGUAUGAAUCAGGUAGUUGAAGCUAGUCAAGAAGAGGAACCCAGGCCCGACUACAGGAGCCGGCAAUGAACUCUGGCCUUUCUCUCUUCUGAUAUAGAGCCCACAAACAAGCAUGUAAAAAGCAGAAUGUUUGGGACAAGGCUUCAGGAGCUUGACAAAUUACAGCAGCCAGGUCUCACCAGCAUCUCACUCUUGGACACAGUGUUCCAGUCCUCUUGAGUCUCCAGGACCCAGGUUCCUGGGCUAGAGGCACUGUGGUCGGAAGGUCAGAGAUCUGGACAGAAUGCCAAACAAGAUCUGCACCUUCUAAGACUUUCUCCCACAGAAGGAGAGUUCCAUGCCUGGGAUACUUCUUUAUCUUGGUGUGUCCCUGGACUUUUCUGCUGUUGCUGCUGUCCCAAGGCUGGUCUGCUGGCAGGGAGCACUGACAGGGGAGCCAUACCAAAGGCUUGGAUGCCCUCUAGGGAAAGCCCUCAUUCCCUACACUCCCAGGAGACCCUCUGGUUCCCUGCUCUAGCCCCAGUUCUGUGGAUCCAGUUGAUUUGUCUGAGCCAGUGCUAGUGUGUCCUUAGAAGCUAGGGGACUCGAGGGCUGUGGAGGAGCUAGUGUUUAUGAGCUGGUGCUGCUGGGAACUCGCUGCAGCACCCUGGUGGUCUCAUCUCUCCUGUGUGGCCCAGCAGGCUGGAGGACAUGGGGAAGAGACUGCUUUCCUAGGAGAUGUGGCAGAAAGAGAUUAAAAUUCCAUGUCUUCCUGCUUCCUGGGGUCAACUGAUAGAAGAAUCCAACGGCAAGGAUGCUGACAUUUAUAUUUUAUUAGAUUGGUAAGGAAAUUAUGUGGCUAAUGUCCCUCAACCUUCACAAGAGAAUAUUCACUCUUGUACGUCAUUGUGACUUCUGGAACUAUCCCCAUCCUCUCCACCUUCAGGAUAAUAAUACCACUUCUGUCCAAACGAUCUCCCUAGUAUGAGUCAUGGGGGCACUUCCUGGGUCUCCUUUGCUAGCUGGUCUUAAGUCCCUCCGAGAUAAGACCUUCCCCUGCCCCAUCACAAAACAAGCCUUCUCCACAUGUGAUGGAUCUCAGUAUCUCAGUAAGAGGAUGAGAAAAGCUAGCUGGAUUGAAGCCCUCAGAAGUCAUCCAUUCCAGCCUGGCACCAAUACUCCAAAUUGUGAUCAUAGAAUCAAAAGAAGAAUGUGGCUUUUUAAUUUUGUGUAUUUUGAAAUGUUAACUUAUACUUUAGCUUCUUAGGAGUUUUACAAAACUCAACUCCAUGCCCUUCGAUUGCUCACUAUUUGAGCACACCGAAGUAAUUUUACAAUGUACAGCGCCCUAGUGUCCUUAGUUCUGUUGGGGAUUCACAUUACUUCUCUCCUGUCACCUCUCCAUCUCUUGGCUUUGAUUCCCAACGGGACUUGGACAGGAUCUUUUGCCUGGCCUUCCCCCUCUCCAUUUGUGUUUGAUUUGCCAUCCAUAACUACACUCCCCCUUUGUCCCUCCACCAGAGAGGACCAGGCUACCUGUAAGGGCAGUCAAGUUUGAAGAUGAGUCCCCCUUCCUACCCAGACCUCAUACAACAUGUGAAUCUUAAACCCAGACUGCACUUCAGGCUCACAUUCUUCCCAAGCCAUCCAGUGAGUCUGAUGUGGGGACCUAGGGACUGUUUUGUUACCUGGAGCACAAAGAUGGAUCAGUCAGCAGAUAGGUGGUAAUGAGGUCCUGAUGGGGGUCUCCUCUUCCCUCUUCUCCCCUGCAACCCAGGGGACACUAGGCCCUGCACAGUGGAGAGAUCUUCCCAACAAGGAAGUGGUGUGGACAGUGCCUGUGUUGUGUUUGCCUUCCCCGCAGCAUAGAGCUGACAUCUGGACCUCCCUCUGCCGGGCAACAGGUGGUUGGAACAGGUGCCCAGAUCACACUAGUGCACUGGGCAGCAAGCUUCCCAAGUGGCUGCCUCCAGCUCAAAGCCCCCAGCUCAGUCCUGGCAGGACAGGCUGCACGGCAGUCCUGUGUGAAAUCUUAGGCCUCUUGACCUUUUUUUUUUUUUUUUCUCUCGAAAGAAAAGUACAAUUAACAAGCCUCUUUUGUAAAUGGGUUUCCUUUCUAUGUAUAGAAUCCCGGCAGUUCCUUGUUUUUACAUGUUCAUGCUGUGUAAUUUUGAGAUGUUACUGAGAUUCUGAACAUAGUGUGCAUUUUUUUCUGUACAGAUGAAACGGGAGAAUUUAAUAAAGAGUUUGCAGGUUUGUACUUGUUAAA
Molecule: messenger RNA, 7534 nt
Organism: Marmota flaviventris (yellow-bellied marmot)
Lineage: Eukaryota; Metazoa; Chordata; Mammalia; Rodentia; Sciuridae
Gene: Glg1
Product: golgi glycoprotein 1
Cellular component (GO): Golgi membrane
Molecular function (GO): fibroblast growth factor binding
Source: RefSeq, a predicted model, not a curated record